AUGGAGGACACUCCGGAAAGCGUCCUGAAGCCUCCUGACAACAACGGAAAGCCAAAACCGUCGCAUGAGAAGGAUGCCAAGGUGAAGAAGAACGACGAUGAUGAUGAUUUGGGCAGUGAGAAGAAGGAUUUGGAGCCGAAAGAGAAAGAGCAACGUGCGGAAAUGAUCAAAAAGUGGGCUUCUGCGGUGAUGAUGAGCACUCCACAGCAACUGACGAAAGAGUACAAAGCCGUCGGAAAUAUUGUAAGAUAUAAAUAUCUUUCUCCGAUGGCUCGAGAGCGUAAAUAA
Caenorhabditis elegans is the source of this 288-nucleotide messenger RNA. It is a transcript of the gene F20B6.6, whose product is annotated as Tyrosine-protein phosphatase domain-containing protein. The coding region runs from base 1 to 288 and encodes 95 amino acids. The transcript has 2 exons. Lineage: Eukaryota; Metazoa; Nematoda; Chromadorea; Rhabditida; Rhabditidae. The record is from RefSeq and is marked reviewed.